This is a messenger RNA of Parasteatoda tepidariorum (common house spider), 3878 nucleotides long. RefSeq names its product synaptojanin (gene Synj). The record is from RefSeq and is a predicted model, not a curated record. Gene Ontology annotation, molecular function: phosphatidylinositol-4,5-bisphosphate 5-phosphatase activity. Gene Ontology annotation, biological process: phosphatidylinositol dephosphorylation; synaptic vesicle endocytosis. NCBI's taxonomy places the organism in Eukaryota, Metazoa, Arthropoda, Arachnida, Araneae, Theridiidae.
CCUCUGAUGAAUUUGAAAGCUUAAAAAAAAGUUGUUCCAGACUUCCUGAUGCUUAUGGCUGUUUAGGAGUUCUACAAAUGUAUCAAGGUGAUGUGACAAUUUCUUAUCUUGUGCUGGUGAAUAGCUGCCUCUCAGUUGGCAAAGUUCUAGGCAGUGAAAUAUUCCGAGUAACUGAAACUAAUUUCGUGUCUUUACGCAACAAUCCCAUGGAUAUUGAAAGAAUACAAGAAGUUCGUAAAGUUUUGAAUUCUGGCACCUUCUACUUCUCCUGGUGUACCAGUGGCCGGCCUCUCGAUUUGACUCUCUGCGAACAACGGGCUCAUGCAUCUAGUGAAUCAGAUAACAGAUUUUUUUGGAAUAAGACAAUGCACAUUAAUUUCCUUACUAAUGGUAUUAACUGUGAUGAGUGGCUGCUCAAAGUUAUUUGCGGUGGCAUUGAGAUUCGCACAAUUUAUGUGGGACAUUUACAAGCUCGUGGCUGCAUUAUUUCAAGACUUAGUUCUGAGAGGGCUGGUACCCGAUUUAACGUAAGAGGUACAAAUGAUGAUGGUUGUGUGGCAAACUUUGUAGAAACAGAACAGGUCAUAUAUUUGGAAGACAGAGUUUGCUCAUAUGUACAAAUUCGGGGAUCAGUUCCUUUAUUUUGGGAACAGCCAGGCUUACAGGUUGGAUCUCACAAAGUGAAACUAUCUAGAGGAAGUGAAGCAGCAGCUCCAUCAUUUGACAGGCAUUUAACACAAAUCUUAAACCGCUAUGGUGAUCAAGUUAUACUUAAUUUACUUGGCUCAAAAGAAGGUGAAGCAAUGCUAAGUAAAAUGUUUCAAAGUCACCACAAAGUCUCACGCUAUUGUAAAAACAUUCCCUACAUUGCUUUUGAUUAUCAUGCUGAAUGUCGUGGAGGACGAUAUGAAAAUAUAAAUAUUCUGGGAAAGAAAAUAGCUCAUCAGCUUGAAAGUUUUAGCUUUUUCUACAAAGAUUCAGAGGGAGCUCAAAAUCUCCAGAAAGGAACAUUCCGUACUAAUUGUUUAGAUUGUCUAGACCGAACAAAUAAUGUUCAGACUUAUAUUGGGUUAGAGAUAUUACAGCAUCAACUGCACCACCUAUCGAUUGGUGAUCAGCCACAAAUUCUUUCUCGAUUUAGUGAAGUAUUCAAACAAAUGUGGAUUCAAAAUGGUGAUCAAGUUUCAAAAAUGUAUGCUGGGACAGGCGCUUUGGAAGGCAGGUCCAAACUUAAAGAUGGCUCUCGCUCCGUAGUAAGAACAAUACAAAACAAUCUUCUUGACAGCAGUAAACAAGAAGCGAUUGAUCUGCUUUUACUUGGCAACUUACUCUAUAAUGAUAUAGCAGAAAGAGCACGAAUGGUUCUUCCACCAAGCAUGCUUAACUUUCCGCCUGGAUUUUUAAGAACAUUUUAUGAAAAAAGAGUUGAAUUUACAUCACCGUUUAGAAUUAAACUUGGCGUUGCUACUUGGAAUGUCAAUGGUGGGCAACAUUUUACAAGCAUAGUAUUUAAACAUCAAUCUAUGACGGAAUGGCUCUUAGAUUGCCCGAAGUUGUCUUCAAAAUCAAGUUUAAUAGAUGUAACAGCAAGUGAAGAAAAUAGUGCUGUUGAUAUCUAUGCAAUUGGGUUUGAAGAAAUUGUUGACUUAAAUGCUAGCAACAUUGUUUCUGCAAGUUCUGAGAAACAAAGAGAAUGGAUGACAGAAUUGCAGAAAACUAUAUCGAGAAACAAUAAAUAUAUUUACAUAACAUCUACUCAACUUGUUGGAGUCUGUCUUUUCGUGUUUGCAUUACCAAAGCAUGCACCAUUCAUAAGGGAUGUUUGCAUUGAUGCAGUGAAAACUGGACUUGGUGGGACCACUGGGAACAAAGGGGGAGUAGGCAUUCGCAUGUCUGUCUAUAACACAUCCAUGUGUUUUGUUUGUGCUCAUUUGGCAGCUGGACACUCACAAAUAUUUGAGCGUAAUGCAGAUUAUCAAGAAAUUUCAAAAAAGCUAUCAUUCCCAAUGGGCCGUAAUUUAGACUCUCAUCAUUAUAUAUUUUGGUGUGGAGAUUUCAAUUAUAGGAUUGAUUUACCUAAUGAUGAAGUAAGAAAACUUGCAAAAGCAGGAAAUUAUGCUGCUCUACUUGCUGCAGAUCAAUUAAAAAGUGCUCAGCAAGCUAGGCAGGCAUUCGAAGGUUUUACUGAAGGUCCAAUAAACUUUCCCUGCACCUACAAGUAUGACGUUUUUAGUGAUGAUUAUGAUACUAGUGAGAAGAACCGCAUUCCAGCAUAUACAGAUCGUGUUCUUUAUAAGAAAAGCACCCUGCCUUACGAAAAUGAUGAGGAUCUGGGGCGAAUUUCAUUUUAUGGACGUGCAGAGCUCAAAACAUCAGACCAUCGGCCUGUUAUUGCUUAUGUGGAUAUUAAUGUUGCGGUUAUAAAUGGCCCCAAACGACUUGAAGUCUUUCAGUCUUUAUUAGAGUCUGGACCUCCUGACGGCACUGUUAUCAUUCAUAUUGAAAACUGCAACGCUACAGAUGAAUUUAAAUACCAGCUGUUAGAAAGACUAUUUAAAGAGAAGAAUGCAUCUAUAAGAAUCUUUCAGUUUGAUAUUUUAGUCUGUUUUGAAACUGGAAAAGAUGCCAUAGAAGCUUUGGAUUAUAACAAUAAGGAGAUCGAUGGCUGCUUACUUAGAGUUCGAUUGAAAUCCCCAGAAUGGCAAGCCAGCAUCUGCAAAAUUUUAAAACUUUGCCAAAAUAACACAACACCUCUAUUGUCAAACAUAUUGCCACCUAAGCCAUCUGAUGAAGAAUCCACUUUUUAUGAAUUAUUAAAUGAGGAUAACAACCCCGAUUCAGCUGAUAGUAGUGAACUGAAUGAUCACGUUUUGAAUACCUUGGAUUGUCAUAAAGAAUGGCAUGCUAUUGCUGAUGAUGGUUCUAAAUGUAAUUCUCCUGUAAAAGUUCCUCCUCGUCCUCCAGCUCCAGUGCGUCCUCCAGCAAGUGCUCCAAUGCGUCCUCCACCUCCUCAGAGGCCUCAACCACCAGAGAAAAAUGUAAUCCAAACUCCAAAGUAUGAAAGUGAGGAAUGCCAAGAACAUACUACCAUAUCAAAUAAUGAUCCAGGAGAUAAUUAUAAAUCUUGUCCUCCACCAUCUGCACCUCCCCCUCCACCCCCAGAUUUAAGUGCUAUCGAGAAAAGUGUUAGCAAAAAGAAAGGAGAAAGUGCUGUUGAAGGUUCUGAUGGUGUAACUGCGAUGGCACCCCCCAUUCCUUCUCGUCCAAAAGCACCUAACAGAUCAUCUGUAGGACCACCUUCAUUACCAGCUCGACCAACUCAGCCGCCAGCAUAUCUACCACCAGUUGCUCCAAGGAAGUCGACACAGUAGUCUUAGUCAUACUAAAUUGAAAGUCAUCAUACUAAAUUAUUAGAGCCUCAAAUGUUAAAUGUGCAAUACUAAUUUAUGAAGAAUGUGAAAUAUUUUGAAUUUUUACUGUUGAUUAUUCUUAAUUUUAUUAUUUUUUAUAUAUUUAUAAUUUUGUACUUAGAUGUAAUGAAUAUUUAAAUUUAUUUUUACUAUUUAUGUUUUAUACAUACUUUUUAGAAUUAAUUAUUUAUGCGAUUAAUUUAUUACAUUAUUUAUUUUAGGAUUUUUAAAUUAUUUACAGUUCUGAUUAACAAAGAAAGAUUCUAUAUUAAAUUAGAGAAUUUAAUUCAAAAAUUGUUGCAAUCUAUUUGUCUGUGAAGAAUGUGUAUACAAAUAAAAUCAUGUUUAUAGAUGUUUAAAUGUUGUUUAAAGUUGUAAUUCGUGUAUGGAAGAGUAAAAAUUUAAUUUCUUUCUGUAAAUCUGUUGAUUGUUUAAGGAAUUUAGAACUACAAUAAAUGCUUAACUUUC